Paramisgurnus dabryanus is the source of this 3295-nucleotide messenger RNA. RefSeq names its product cytochrome P450, family 1, subfamily B, polypeptide 1 (gene cyp1b1). Gene Ontology annotation, biological process: progesterone metabolic process; hormone biosynthetic process. The record is from RefSeq and is a predicted model, not a curated record. Lineage: Eukaryota; Metazoa; Chordata; Actinopteri; Cypriniformes; Cobitidae. Gene Ontology annotation, molecular function: heme binding; oxidoreductase activity, acting on paired donors, with incorporation or reduction of molecular oxygen, reduced flavin or flavoprotein as one donor, and incorporation of one atom of oxygen; steroid 17-alpha-monooxygenase activity.
GAGAAACUUAAGACUCUCAUGUGUUUCAUAUGAAUCACUCCAAGACUCCUCGCGCAUGCUAAAAACUUCAACACUGAACGACUCAAUUCAUUCACUCGGAUGCUGAUGAACUAAAGGUGCAUGAUGGAUUUAAUUGAAGUGUUAGUAGAUUUCAGCCGGCUGACAUUACGGAGCGCUUUGCUGUCACUGCUGGCGUGUUUGAUGGUGAUGUUCUGGCGUCGCUCGGGUCCGAUACCGGGUCCCUUCCCGUGGCCCAUAAUCGGUAACGCCGCUCAGCUCGGUACCUCACCUCACUUCUUCUUCACCCGUAUGGCUAAGAAAUACGGCGACGUGUUCCAGAUCAAACUGGGCAGCCGAACCGUAGUGGUCCUGAACGGGGACGCGAUCAAAGAGGCUUUGAUUAAGAAGUCCGUGGAUUUCGCCGGCCGACCGGAUUUUGCGUCGUUCUCAUUCGUCUCCGGUGGUCGGAGCAUGGCGUUCGGCAACUACAGCCAGUGGUGGAAGUUACAUCGGAAGAUUGCGCAGAGCACCGUGAGGACCUUCUCCACGGCCAACAUCCAAACCAAACAGACCUUUGAGAAGCACAUCUUGUCUGAGGUUGGGCAGCUGAUCCAUUUGUUUCUGAAUAAAACCCGAGAGCAGAAAUACUUCGAACCGCACAGUUUCCUGGUGGUCUCUGUGGCGAACACCAUGAGCGCAGUGUGCUUCGGGAAUCGGUACUCGUACGAUGAUGCGGAGUUCAAGCAGGUGGUCGGGAGGAACGAUCAGUUCACUAGGACAGUCGGAGCGGGAAGCAUGGUAGAUGUGAUGCCAUGGUUGCAGUACUUUCCAAAUCCAAUAAAAACUCUCUUUAUGCAGUUCAAAGACCUCAACCAGGAGUUCAAUAGUUUUAUCCACGGCAAAGUGGUCGAGCACCGUAAGACGAUUUCAUCCAAUCACACCCGUGAUAUGACCGAUGCGUUCAUCUUUGCUCUGGACAAAUGGCUGUCCGGGGGCCAGGGGGUCUCUACGGAUAAAGAGUUUGUGACACCGACCAUUGGAGACAUUUUUGGGGCGAGUCAAGAUACUUUAUCUACAGCUCUGCAGUGGACCAUUCUGUUACUCGUUAGGUAUCCAAAAGUUCAGAAACGUCUUCAGGAGGAGGUCGACAGAGUGGCAGAUCGCAGUCGCCUUCCAACCAUUGAAGACCAGGCUCAGCUUCCGUACGUCAUGGCCUUCAUCUACGAAUUCAUGAGAUUUACUUCAUUCGCCCCUUUAACUAUUCCCCAUAGCACGACUACAGACACAUCCAUCAAUGGUUAUCCUAUCCCCAAAGACACUGUCAUUUUUGUCAACCAGUGGUCUUUGAACCACGAUCCAAACAAGUGGGACGAGCCAGAGGUAUUCAAUCCAGAACGCUUUCUGGAUGAGGACGGAGCUCUUAACAAAGACUUAACGUCCAACGUGCACGUAUUUUCGGUGGGGAAGCGCAGGUGCAUUGGAGAAGAUAUGUCCAAAGUACUGCUUUUCCUCUUUACCUCCUUGCUGGUCCAUCAGUGCAAUUUUACAGCUGAAGGAUCUCCCAGCAUGGACUAUGUGUAUGGGCUCACAAUUAAACCAAAACCAUUUAAAGUGGCUGUCACAUUGCGUGACAGUGCAGAACUUCUGAAAAGUUUGGUAGAAACGUCUGAAACGCCUAUAGCGAAAAAGCAAAGCGUUUGAAGUGAAAUCAAAGCACACAAGUUGCGACAACUUUGCCGAAUGAAGGUGGCAAAGUAAACAAAGACUGAGGAACAUUUUGUUGAAUGCACAGCACGUGUGAAUAAAUAUUGAUAUAUUUAAAAAUGUAAGACUCAGGCAAACAUGCUUUACAAAUAACACAUUCAUUUGAAAUGUCAAUAAAUGAUGCACUGAUUUAUUUUAUUUUCUGCAAGGGUAGAAAAAAGCAAAACACAGAACAGGUCCAGUCAAUCCUCACUGAUAUUGUAUAUUAGUUUACUUUAUUUAGACAAAUGAAAGCUUUUAUGUUUAAGUAUUGAGACAUUUAUGUGCAUAGCAACAUAACUAAAUCUUAUAAUCAUUAUUAAUGCUUGUAACAGGACUGUAGUAAUAGUAAAUUUACUGUAGUCUCAGUUUGAGGAGGUUUGUCUUCAUUUAUCUUUGAUAAAAUGUGUUUGUCACACACAACAUUUGUAAUAACGCUAAGAGUUCUUAUUGAAGGUUGUGCAAGUUUUUAUAAAAUCUGCGAGAUAUGUGCGAAUGAGCCGAUAUUCAACAGCACUUAGAUGUGUUACAUUUAUUUGUAAUAAUGUAGCUACUUCACUGAUUUACGCACAUUUGAAAAUGAAACAAGAUUGAUUUUGACUUAAAAAUACGGUGAUAAAUGACUAUAUCACCGUGCAUUUUUUUAAAAAUAUUUUGUAAUGACUAUUGAGCUCAAAUAUUCUGUUAGUUUAGUUGUUGUUAAAGGAGUAGUCCACUUUAAAGAUGGGGUCCAUUGACUUUUUAUAGUAGGAAAAAAAUACUAUGGUAAGUCAAUGGGCCCCAUCUAUAAAGUGGACUACUCCUUUAAGGGUACUUUAGUUCAUACUACUGUAGCCCUAGGCUGCAUUGUCUAUGUCAUAUAUAAGGCUCAUUAAAUGAGAAAUUUGUACAGUAUAAUAUUACAGCACUUUACACAUUGUCGUUCUUAAUCAUUGUGUUCCUUGAUAGUGUUUCCGGAUUUUCAAUUCUGUGCCCUGUCAUUAUCGACUUCCUAGCAUUAAUCUAGGAUUAACAAACACAGUUCACUGAGUUUUCUUUAUCUCCCUUCCCAUUGAACAUUAUCAGGAGAAUCACGUGAUGUUUUAGCAGAAGACAUUGUGCUUUCUUAACUAUUCUGCAUUAAUAAAUCUUUUUAUUUUUUUGUUUAGUCGGAUGUGAUGUUUCAUUUCCGGUGCACAUCAGGAAAAAAAACUUUGUCCCUUGGGUCAAGGGAAUUUCAGGGUUUGUUACCUAACGUUGAGAGUAUAUGUUAUGGUUACUAAUUUUUGCUGAUUUCUACAGACUGCUGUAAUAGUUUCCAUUUGUAAUAGCAGAUUUAAAUUUUAUGUGCAAAACAUUUGAUAUCUUUGUAACUGAACUUGUUAUAUUUAGUUCCCAUUAUGUGAUACAAAACAAUAUUAUAUUUUUAUAUACUUCAUAUAAGCUCAGACAUUUGGCUGCUGUGUGAAUUUUAAACUGCAUGCAGUGGUGCAGUUUACAGUUUUUGUGAUGAAAUUUAGUGCAAUUUAAAUGUUUUGUUUUUCUCUUCAUGGCUAAUAAACAUAUUCAAUCU